Messenger RNA from Ylistrum balloti, 2995 nucleotides. RefSeq names its product allene oxide synthase-lipoxygenase protein-like. Gene Ontology annotation, molecular function: metal ion binding; protein binding; oxidoreductase activity, acting on single donors with incorporation of molecular oxygen, incorporation of two atoms of oxygen. The transcript is spliced from 16 exons. Lineage: Eukaryota; Metazoa; Mollusca; Bivalvia; Pectinida; Pectinidae. Gene Ontology annotation, biological process: lipoxygenase pathway; arachidonate metabolic process; lipid oxidation. Bases 55 to 2058 code for a protein of 667 amino acids. The record is from RefSeq and is a predicted model, not a curated record.
AACGUCAGUAAUACACCGGGACAUUUUACACGUUGUGCCAAAACGUCAGUAAAGAUGUUUACGAGAAUGGCGUCCACCACUCAUACUGUGUGGGUUACCACCGGAGACAAGAAAAAUGCUGGGACGGAUGCAAAUGUAUCUGUUCGAUUCCAUGGUGGAGAAGGAAAAGCGAGCACUGACGUCAUCACCUUGGAUAACUUCUUCAGAAACGACUUUGAAAGAGGACAAAAGGACACAUUUUCGGUGACCGCGACUGUAGUUGAGAACAUCGACAACAUUGAGCUGUGGCGAGAUUCUGCUGGUCUGAAAGACGAAUGGUUCCUGAAUAUAGUUGAAGUGUUGUGCAGAACAUCCGGGCGAAAGUACAUUUUCCCCAUCUACCGAUGGAUCAAAGCGGAUUACCACUAUCGCAUACGUCAUCUUGAUACGUCACUUCCGUCUGACACUGAUCCAUUCAAAGAACAACGCGAGAUGGAACUUGCAGAAAUGAAGAAAUUGUAUGAAAUCGAAGCGCAGGCUCCAGGACUUCCCGGGCAGGUGAAAAAUCUACCUGAGGAUGAAAACUUUUCUGAGGAUUAUAAAUGGGACAUUACAAGCAAGAAAUUAUCUCUGAAACUGACUUCGAAGAUACAGGAAUACUUCACUGGUACAUGGAAAAAUCUUGAAGACCUCACAAAUGUUUACACCAAGGAAAGUCUCUUUAUACCCGACAGCGCAGCCCACUGGCGGGAGGAUGAAUAUUUUGGAAGUCAGAGACUGACGAAGGUCAACCACUCCGUCAUACGUCUCUGUACGUCGAUCCCAGCAAAUUUGGCAGUAACUGACGACAUGGUCAAGUCAAUCAUUGAGGACCUCACUCUUCAGCAAGCAAUGGAUGCCAAGCGUCUCUUCUACAUCGACUACAAGGUUCUUGAAGGCGUACCAUGUUCAGGCGGCAGAAUGAUCUGUGCUCCAAUCGGGCUGUUUUUUGUCAACAAAGAAGGAAAGUUGAUGCCAAUUGCCAUACAGUUGAAACAGAAACCAGGAAAGGACAACCCGGUGUUUUUACCUACAGACCCAGAAUACACCUGGCUAACAGCCAAACUAUGGUUUAACAAUGCUGACUGUUCCUAUCACCAGGCUUUCACUCAUCUUGGUUCCACACACUUGAUGAUGGAAGGUGUGACAGUGGUAACAAACCGAAACUUGUCCAAAUCACAUCCAGUCUUUAAGCUCCUCGCUCCACACUCACUUUACCUGCUGGCUAUUAACACACGAGCGCUCGGGAAGCUUGUAAGCCCCGGAGGCUGGGUGGACAAAGCGAUGUCAAUCGGUCGUCUUGGGAUGUUUGAAAUUGUCAGGAGAGGAGCAUGCGCAUGGAGAAUGGAUGUUCAAGGAGCCUUGCGGAAAGACCUUGAAAACAGAGGCGUUUUGGAUGAAAACGUUUUACCUGGGUACUACUAUCGGGAGGAUGCCUUACCACUUUACGACAUCAUCAAGAAAUAUGUCAGCAAUUAUUUAGCACUUUAUUACGAUUCACCACAAAAGGUACAGGGUGACAAGGAAAUCAAAGACUGGGGCCACGAGCUCGUGAAACCGAUACCGGAUGGAGGAUGUGGACUUAAGGGUGUACCGGGAGAUGGCAAGUUCGAGACUGUAGAUCAGCUCACCGUAUGCUUGACCAGCGUCAUUUUUACCUGCAGCGUCGCUCAUGCUGCGACAAAUUUCGCUCAGUAUGACCAAUAUGGCUUCCCCCCGGCCUACCCAGCCUCAAUGAACGGCAAACCCCCCACGGACAAGUCGCCUUUGACAGAAGAAUGUGUUAUGGAUGCCUUGCCGGAUAAAGCUACCACACUUGACACCAUGAUCAUAACCAAGAUUCUCAGCGACAAGGGAACCAACAGCCUUGGCGACUUUGAGGUCAACUAUGUAUUUGACCCUGCAGCUCUUGCAGUUGUUGAAGAAUUUCGACACGACCUAAAAAAGUUAUCUCUGGUAAUCAAAGAAAAGAAUAACAAGCGAAACCCACGUUACCCUUGGUUAGAUCCGGAGGAGGUUCCGAACUCCAUUAGUAUCUAAAAUAUGACUCUGGAAAGGGUUACAUUCAUUAUCAAGUGUCCUUAUAAUAUAACUGAAGUUUUAUUAUGUAUCAAUUAUCUCAUGCAAAAUGACAAUUAGGUAAGAUAGUUUACGUGUGUGUGUGUGUCAUCAAAGGUGAACAUGUUUGUAAAAAAUAAACUAUUUAAUUGUGAACAUGUUUGUAAAAAUAAACUGUUUAAUUGUAAGUAUGACGACAUCAUACAUUUGUAUGUACACACUUUUGUUCCAACUGAAGAAAAGUCUGUAUUGGUGAAUGUAACUUGUACUGCUUUUCAUAUUGCGUUACAAUCUAUAAAUCUAUCAUCGAAUAACAUAAGUUGUUAAUUCUCUGUAUCAAUAUUACAAAGUUUCUCUCUUUUUUGUUAUUUGAUAUUGAUGAUACAUAUAUAUAUAUAUAUACGUGUACAUUGUAUUGGAAAACACAGUUCAGUUUACUAGAUACCCAACCGUUGAAGUGACAGGGUGUUUUAAGUUAUUAAUAUUCUGUGCUUUAUGUGUAUGAUUUCAUUUGAAUAACACCUGCUGUAAGUGCCAUAUACAACAUUGUCAGCCUUACAUAUCAAAUCAUAAUUAGAGUCUUUAAAUGUUUUAAAAACGAGAUAUUUUAUAAAAUAAUGAUAUUAUUGACGAAAAAAUAGAAAACCCAAUGAUGACCUAAUUACAAUUUUGAGAUUCAAUAUGAACAUAAGAUGAAAGCGCGUUUGAAAAAUCAUUUGUCAUUUCAAAAUGAAAUUGUUAAAAUCAAUUCUAGACAAAUUAACCCCGCUUAAAAGUAUCAAAAUACCUGGAUACUAUCUAAUGGACAAUAUGUCUUUGGUGUUCAGUUUUCUCACAAACAGCACUCUUGUUUAUUCUUAAGCCAUUUUAUAUUUGUGAUUAUCCAUAUGAUUAACGAAAAUAAAUGCUUUGCAAAGUG